CAAAUGCUCAUUCAGAGGUCAAGACGCGCCUUGCUCAGUCUUUGCUAUCCUUCGGAUUGGGUUUCCAGUGGCAAAGACCGUUGCCCAUCCCAUUCCCACUGCUGUGACGACACUGCUACAAUGUCCUUUUUAUCCCCAAUGCUUCCUACCUCUUGCUCUUAUUGAUAUAGGCUGAUUUCUCUUCAUUCAAUCGUUGUUUGAUGACACCUUACCUAGCCUUGCCUUCAUUCAACCAUCAUUGACCCAAACCGUGGUAGAACACUUCACUCAGCUUCUUCCCUGUUGUUACUGUUGUCAUGGCUGUCGCUAUGGCAUCGCAAUCCUUCACGGACGACCUCAACCUCUGGCAGUUUCCCAUGCCUUCCAAUCUCAAAUCUCCUCAGAGUGUCAACUUCGACAACCCCUCCUCCAUGUUCGACUUUCAAGACCUCUUCUCUCGACCGACGGCAGACAACAACCCAACCACUCUGCCACCCGACGUUAUCCCUCAGUUCGUCCAACCUCAAGAGCUACAUAACUCCCCCACAACAUCCGAAGCAUCCAAUUCGCCUCUCAGCCGGUCAGGCUCUCUCGACCUCAGUGGCCAUGGUUCCCUCGAUUCGAUGACUGACUACACCUCUCUCGAUCGCCAACGCGCCAUCCGCCGGUUAUCUCUCGCAACCUCGGAUUUGUCCAACGACUCGUAUCGACCCCGCAACACACCAGCAAGACCUAGAAAAUCAAUCUCCAGCCGCAUCACUCCCCGCUCCGAUAAGCAUGCUCGAGAGCUGGAGCUGAAUCGCAAAGCAGCUACCAAGUGUCGGAAUCGGCAGAAAGCCUUCAUCGAGAACCUCCAAAACCGCUGCAAAAGGGAAGAAGAAAAGAUGCACGUCCAAACAUCACUGGUUCACGCUCUACAUGACGAGGUCGUCGCUCUGAGGAAUGAGGUGAUGCGACAAAGCUUCUGUGAUUGCCAAUUCCUGAAAGGUGCGCCGCAGGUCCUCCUGGCAUGACGGCCCAUGCUGUAACUCCAUCAUGCACCUACCUACCACGAUACCGCCGUGCGCCGAUCUGAAAGGGCCCAGCGCCAUAGCGAUAACGUACUUCGGCCUCGUGCGAGGUUUGGAGGCAGGGACUUUCUCCUACCUCGGGUACGGCAAAUUGCCCUCCAAACGGUUGUCCGCCCUCCCAUGAGGGAGAAGAGUUGGUCAGGAUGUCCUGAUGAGGAGGACGAGCCAGUCAGUCUCGUGGUUUUGUAAUCCAUAGCGAUUGUUUUGGGGAUCAGGGACCAGAUAACGAGUCCCAUUGGUCAUGCUGUUACGCGAUCACGAAGGAGUGGCUCUUGUCUAUUGCACGGAGUUUCUGUAAUGCCAUAUCGUCUGCAAAACGUUUUCAUGGACAAAACAAGACGAAUCAAGUCAAAUCACGCGAUAACCUAGCCAAUUAUUGACACACUACCAGUUUUCGGAACUGCAUUGAUCUUCCCGGGAC
This is a messenger RNA of Exophiala viscosa, 1470 nucleotides long. RefSeq lists its product as uncharacterized. The transcript has a single exon. Gene Ontology annotation, biological process: regulation of DNA-templated transcription. Lineage: Eukaryota; Fungi; Ascomycota; Eurotiomycetes; Chaetothyriales; Herpotrichiellaceae. The record is from RefSeq and is a predicted model, not a curated record. The coding region runs from base 297 to 992 and encodes 231 amino acids. Gene Ontology annotation, molecular function: DNA-binding transcription factor activity.